This is a messenger RNA of Amphibalanus amphitrite, 587 nucleotides long. RefSeq lists its product as uncharacterized. The transcript is spliced from 4 exons. Lineage: Eukaryota; Metazoa; Arthropoda; Thecostraca; Balanomorpha; Balanidae. The coding region runs from base 1 to 354 and encodes 117 amino acids. The record is from RefSeq and is a predicted model, not a curated record.
AUGGCGCCGGAGUGGCGGUACGGCGAUGGACCAGUCGUCCACCGCACUUACCUGGUCCGUGGUCGGCAGAAGGCCAGCGGCCUGCCGUAUUCUAUGACCAAUAAUAUUUUCGGAACGUCUCUUCAGUUCGUGACCAUUCGCGACCGCCAUUGUGCUCAAGUCGUCAGAACCAAGGCCUUCUGUCAGAGAACCGAGCAAGCGUCCCAGUCCUCGAAGGUGUGGACUGACUUGGGAAUGAUCAUGGGGCUCGAGGAGGACGUGAAGGAGCAUGUCCUGCACAAAAUCGGACAUACCGCGAAGAAGUAUGCCCAGACGAUGAUAAACGUGGAGCCGGCCGACAAAGACGACGACUAGCUGCUAGCUCUACUUGCCUAUGGUUGUGGAACAACCAUUGGCACCUUGGCGGAUCCGAGAAACGAGGUUCGUCAGGCAGGUGAGGAACUAUCGGUGGACGGUGUGGUGGUCUGCCAACUGCCGGCCACCAGGUUGGAGACCGUGGCCCUAAUGACGGCCGCCCACGCUGUCUUCUACACAAAGUUCACGGGGCCCUGCAGGGCCCUGUUCGAGAUUCUUUACCGGAGUGUGGG